AUGGACAAGAUGGUGAGCAAGAUCAAGAGUUUGGAGAAGAAGGUUUCUGGUUCUUCAAGCAAGAAGAAGAAGUCCAAGGCCCCCACUUUCCCUAGGAGUAGAUCACUCCUCACCACUCCAAGGAGGCUCCCUGCCCAAGAGCCUCACAGAGCUCUAAGGCCAGACGCUCCAGCUCGACCACCGGACUCGAUCGAGUCCAAACAGAGGAAACUCAACUCGAUCGAGCUGAGCUUCGAGCAGCCAGCUCCACCAAGGCCAAGGAGCCACACACACUUUGAUGAAGAAGAGGAAGAGAGGAGCCGCAAGCUCGAUCGAGUGAGGAACCCAGUCGAGUGGAGUGCUCCUGAUGGCCGUCUCCCUCUCCAGACCACGACCUAG
Molecule: messenger RNA, 378 nt
Organism: Microthlaspi erraticum
Lineage: Eukaryota; Viridiplantae; Streptophyta; Magnoliopsida; Brassicales; Brassicaceae
Source: the annotation of a GenBank genome assembly